Molecule: messenger RNA, 3024 nt
Organism: Amphibalanus amphitrite
Lineage: Eukaryota; Metazoa; Arthropoda; Thecostraca; Balanomorpha; Balanidae
Product: proton channel OtopLc-like
Exons: 12
Biological process (GO): proton transmembrane transport
Cellular component (GO): membrane
Molecular function (GO): proton channel activity
Source: RefSeq, a predicted model, not a curated record
GGCAUGGACAGCGAGGGGAACAUCGUGCUGCCGAUCGACGACCUGCAGUUGGAAACGCUGCGGGAGGGGGAGGUGGUCACCCUGCCGCACUCGGCCAGCCUGGCGUCACUGGCGACCGCCGGCAGGGUAGCCACCGUGUCAGAGACGACCGCCGAAAAACCGCCAGACAUACACGAGGUGGAGGAGACGGCCAGCAUCGGCACGGCCGAGUCGGUCAUCACGCAGUCCCAGGCGCCAGUGUCCACCUGGAGCGGCUACUCCCAGUCCGAGGCCAGCCUUCUCGAUAACUUCGGGCCGCAGAUGCCGCCCGCCUCAACGCAGGAGUUCAAACUCAACCAGUUCAAGAACAAUUUGGCUGUGGUGGGCAGCGCCAUGUACGCCACGUUCCUGGUCAUGUUCGGACUCAUCAUCUUUGUGGCAGACAUAGUCGCUCCGCAGUGGGAGAUCGCUGAGAUUUUCACCAUUGUGCAAUCUGUCGUCGGCCUGGUGUGGUUGAUUGCGCUGCACUUCAGUGUGCGUCGCUACCUCGCCCGGCUGGCAGAAGUGGCUAAAUCCACACAGGAGGGGCUCGGUGCCCUGGAGCGUCAGCUGAUCCUGGAGCCGACUGAGGUGGAAGGCGAGUACCGGGUGCGCAUGCCGUUCAAGCAGACUGCCUCCGAGAUGAUUCGCUGCCUGUACAGCUUCAGCGUAGGCAGACACUCCGGCAGCUUCUACCUCAAGAUCGGCGCAGCUUGUUUCUGCUUCGGGCACCUGGUUCACCUUCUAAUGUUGCUCUACAAGCACAUCGACAACCUCGUUAUCCAUGGAGACGAGUGCAGUGACAUCGUGUCUAUUGUCCUCUACUCCAUUCAGCCCAUCUUCUCAUUCUACCAGCUCUACAUCACGUUCAAAUACUCCAAUAUUGUGAUCAACCACCACAAGACGUCGGCCCGGUUCGGCUUCAUGCACUGUAUCGCCAGCAGCCUCAACAUGUGGGUGUGGAGUAUCAUCAAGGAGACGGUGGAUGCGGUGGCGGAGCACGGUGGCCAUGGCUCGGACGAGCAUCACUACAACUCCUCAGACUGCCAGGAGUGUACCGUGAGCAUUGCACUGGAGGACGCCACACUGCAGUACCAGAAGUGCGCCUAUAACGACAGCAUUGCCGAGGUGGUCACCAACCUCUCCGGCUACCUCUACCCGCUCACCAUCGAGUUCAACAUCCUCAUCGUCGGUGUGUGGUUCAUCAUUUGGCAAAACAUCGGCAACACCAAGAUCGGUCAGUACCUGACCGGUGACGUCACCCAGGUGGAGGGGGCCACCAAUCAGUCGGUUCUGCAAGUCGAUUGCCGGCGAGCCAACCGUGGCAUGCUCUCGGGUCUGCUGAUCAUUGUUCUCGUCGUAGUGGACAUCAUCAUUUUCUUCUCACUGACCGCCGAGGAUAGCGAAUCUGCUCUACAAGCGGCCAUUUACAUGACCCAAUCAUGGGAACUAUUCCUAACUGCUUUGAUGGGCAUUCUCUGCCUGCUGGCAUACCACCAGCUGAUGCGGCUUGAUAUCAACAUUCAUCCGAUCUCAUUCCUGGACGAUCUCCUGCUGUUCAUCUGCAUGCCGGCCUUCUUUCUCUACGGUAUCUUGAUCCUCGCACCGACGCUCUUCCCAAAAGAAGGGGACGAGCCGACGGUGGUUGACAUCAUGGUGCCGAUUGCACUGGUGAUAGAGGUGAUCAUUCAGACCCCGUUCCUGAUGGACAGUCUACGACGGUGCAGCAACACGCCCGAGGCGCGUCAGGCAAAGCCUGGACGCGAGUACGUCACCGUGCUGCUCUUCUGCAACCUAGCCAUGUGGCUGCUGCAGACUCUGGAGAACCAGGCCAGCCAGGACACACUGUGUGUCCACUUUUACGGCAACUUCACGUGGACGCUGCUGAAGCACGCCACCACACCACUGUGCCUGUUCUACAGAUUCCAUUCGUCCGUCUGCCUGGCAGAUAUAUGGAAGUCGGCUUAUGAACCGGGAAACUAGUAGACCGUGAUUAAAGAACGAAUAGAGAUUGUAGGUUGUGAAAGCGAGUCGCAAAAGGGCGACACGAAAGGGAAGAUACGUGUACAGUGCGCAAUGAAUUGUUCGAGAUCAGGCUGACAUGAAAUAAUAUUUGGCUGAGUUGUGCUCGAAUGAUGAAUACUAAAAGGCGAUAGAGCAGCAUGACGUACAGUGUACACGCGUGUACCUACCUAUCGUAACACUGAAAAACUGUUUAUUCGCACUUACCGACUUGUUUAUGCAUUGUAUUUAGUGUGUUUGGGUGUCCGUUGUAGGCAAUCAGCAUCCAUGAGCAAUGAACAAUAUUAGCUUGCCUAAAGGUGUCCACGGAAGGUAGUGCAGUCUAUUGCAAUCGAGUCUUUAUGAGACGCUAUGCAAGUGUCUAACACCUAGUCUGCAAGCUUUAGUGUCUAUAUUACUUAGUAUUUAGUUUACUUGUAAAUCGUGACUUUAGCUCCUAAAUAGUGAAUAUGAAUGAAGCGAUGAUACAAAAAUAUUUCAUUCAUAGCAUCGGCGACUAGAUUUCCCCCAUUGUGCCUCUUGACUAUAAGGUUUUAGUUCAAGCUAUAUGUAUCUACAGUAGUUUCUACCUAUACUUCAUUGUUAUUAUAGUAUGUGCAACCGAGUGGGCGGGUCCCAUUGGUUUGCGCGAUUGAAUCAUGUAUCUGUCUGGGUGCGAAUUGCGAACACGACUGUGAGACUGACGCUUUCUACGAGCUCUUUAUGGGUGUUUUAUUUUUCGGGAGGCUGGCGCACCAAUUAGAUGCCAUGAGAUGGUAUGUUAUGAUCAAGCGUAGCUAAAUGUGUCCUGUGAAUGUCGGUAAGACGUUAAGAAGUUAUGAACUGAAUAUGCUUGAUGUAUCGGGUAGUGCGAUUGCCUAUGGUGCAGAACGGUGUCCCGCUGGUCGGUUAGCAAUGCUGCAGAUGUGCCAGCGUAUGAGUCAAAAUCAAUGAUAGCCAGGGGUGUCGAUUUUUCAAAAUGGUUGGGGGUGCUCAACCCCUGCA